GUACAAAUAGGGAUGUUGGGGUCUCAUUUGAGACAUCCCUAGGCACUUGUAAACUACUACUAUCUUGUAAACUUUCUUUGAUAAUAGGUGUUUCCAUGGCGCGCGUUGUCGUGCCUUUUUUAUCCUAUGUUUUUGCCUUUUCUAUUAACAGUAUUUUUAAAUUCAAAAGAUAAGUGUCGUCGUUCUUACCGAUGCAAUGCGGUAGGAGUUUGGACAUCAUCAGUUUGGCUGGUCGAAAAACCAAAACAACGAACACCAAUACCGUUUUUGAUAAUGACAAAACACAGACAAUGGUGUUGUUUGCUCACAGGCAGUUGUGUUCGUCACGGUAUUGCAAUGGUAACAUCGCUCGCCAUAGCCUACGAUAACAAAAAAAUCUUGAUUUGAAUACAACUCCGUUUUUUUAAAAGUCUACCCCGGAACAUUCCAAAAAGGCGCAUUCAACUUUUUUAAGUUAAAAUACAAAAAAAUAUUACAAAAAUGAAAAAUCUAACUAUUAUUCUACUGUUUUAAAAAAUGAUUAUUCUUAUUUAUUUAUUCUGCUUUGACCAUUUCUAAAUAGAUAAAAGGCAAAUCCAUAUAUUAGGCAAGUUGGAAUGUUUCAUUCGUUGGUUAUGGCUAGCAGGAGGUAAAAAAACAAAAAAAAGGCUUAAAAAGUUAGAGAACAGGGAAUCAAACUUCCGUUUUCUAAGAGGAAUGUGUGUGGAGAACCACCAAACAAAAAGUUAUACAUGUUAGUCUCUUGGAAACAAAAAUCACUUAAACAAUUACUGAAAAGUAGCUACCCAAAAAAAAUUACCCAAUAGCUAGCCAAUUGGCAUUAUGUGGUUCAACGACCUACUGAUAGGGGAGGCGCCAUGCACUAUUCACCCUCGUUCCUUUUGUAUAUAUAGUAUAAUAUAAUACAAGGCAUAUUACUUGUAUACUUGAAGUAUUACAAGAAACUUUCUUGCGAUCAAACGUCCCCUUUAAUAACGUUUGCUACUAAAACCCAAUGCCACUAAGUCGGCAAGGCUUACUCAGACGAUGAUCUUAGGCCACAUGCGAGUUGAAAAUCUAACUCCGUGACAAUACUAUGUUUUAAUCAUUAGAUUAAAACGUAUAUGAAACGGUAUGUGACAAUAUUGUGUGACUCCUUCUUUAUUCGGUGGGUUGCUAUCACCUAAAGGGAGAUAACAUUCAUUGUGCUUUGUCAGAGCUUCUUGUUUCUGGUGUUAAGUUGGUUUCUACAAGGUGUGCUGAAGGUGUAAUUGCUCGAUGGGACAAUAAAACUUGCUAUUCAAUUUUAUCAUUAGUAUGUUUAAUUAUGUGUCAAUUUUAUCAUUAUAUGUUGAUAUUGCGCGACACGUCGUUCAUUCGUUGGGUUGCUUGCCACCGUAAGUACGUAAGCAUUCAUCAUGAAUUGUCAGAGCUUGUUCCUGGUUACACCUUGGUUUCUACAAGGUGUUCUGAAGCGAUGAUUCGUACUUGGGACAAUGAGGAUAACAAGCUUGCUGACUUGGUGGAACGUGCCAACCUAAACGACCUUCAAGAUGUGUGUGCGAAUCAGGUUCAAUGCAGAGACACGUUUACCUGUUGCCGGGAAGCUUUGUUGGUAAAGAAAUGGAAGGGAUAUGUUCUUGCAACCAACACUUUGAAACGAUAUGAAGAUUUAGUAUAUCGCCACCGUAUCCCGACAAUCUAUGUUGAGAAUGGUCGACUAAAGGUACUCUUUAAGACGCACAUUAAGAAGUCUCGUAAGGCUGAGAGGAGGCCGGAGAGGAGGGCUGAGAGGAGGAGGCGGGCUGAGUGAUAGUGCUUCGAGAGUUCUGGGCGGAUUGAUACCACUCUGUAACACAACUUUGUCAUGCUUUUCUUAGUUUGUCAAACUUUACCUGUUGCUUAAUAAUGAAGACAAGGCUAAACAAACUUAUUUCCUCUA
Molecule: messenger RNA, 1921 nt
Organism: Helianthus annuus (common sunflower)
Lineage: Eukaryota; Viridiplantae; Streptophyta; Magnoliopsida; Asterales; Asteraceae
Exons: 5
Coding region: 1307-1792 (161 amino acids)
Source: RefSeq, a predicted model, not a curated record